CCAAUAUGCUCUCACAACGCACUAGUGUCUACAGAGAUAAGACUACAAGUUUAGUUUUAAUCGGAAGUUUUGAAUCGUACGUUUUUAUUUUAGGCGUUUUGCGGCGUCUAGAUUGUAAAACCUCAACCAGGUCGGAUACAAUGAAGUACAUCAUCGGAAUUGGGGGUGUGACUAAUGGUGGUAAAACCACCCUGACGAACAGGUUAAUAAAAGCCUUACCAAACUGCUGUGUGGUUCACCAGGAUGACUUCUUCAAGCCUCCGGAUCAGAUAGCAGUCGGAGAGGAUGGCUUUAAACAGUGGGAUGUGAUCACAGCUAUGGAUAUGGAGGCCAUGGUGAACACUGUCAAGGGUUGGAUUGAAAACCCAAUCAAAUUCGCCCGUUCCCACGGUGUGCAAGUGACCUCAGCCACGGAAAUGGACGAUCCGGAGAGCCAAGUGCACAUACUCAUCAUAGAAGGAUUUCUGCUGUACAACUACAAGCCUUUGCUGGAGUUCUUUGACAAAUCAUAUUACAUAACCAUCCCAUAUGAGCAGUGCAAGUUAAGGAGAAGUACAAGACAAUACACCGUCCCCGACCCUCCUGGGCUCUUUGAGGGUCACGUGUGGCCCAUGUACCUGAAACACCGAAAUGACAUGGAGAACUGCGGUUUGCCAAUUGAAUACUUGGACGGCUUGAAAACAAAAGACGAAAUCUACAACCAAGUUUACGAAGACAUCCACAACACACUCCUGAAUCGUUUAUAGCAGGAGGAGGUUGCCGCCAAUCAUCUGUAUAAUAUUGUAAAUAGGAAUUUGACACGUGGCCUUUUUUAACAUGUUCUUUUGUAAAUAGUUUGACUGAAAUGUAACUUAAUUACUGGUGGAAAAACUUUCUUGCAUUACCAUUUGAGGACCAUGUUUUAAGUUUUGUUUUUGUUUUUCAAAGCACUCCUUUGUGACGACUUCAUUCUGGAAAUAGUCUGUUUACCACAUAAAAUGAAUUUCUGAAAUUGGUUUGUACCAAUAAACAUUGUGCUUUGACUUGUU
Cyprinus carpio (common carp) is the source of this 1028-nucleotide messenger RNA. RefSeq names its product nicotinamide riboside kinase 2-like. NCBI's taxonomy places the organism in Eukaryota, Metazoa, Chordata, Actinopteri, Cypriniformes, Cyprinidae. The record is from RefSeq and is a predicted model, not a curated record. Gene Ontology annotation, cellular component: cytoplasm.